CCUAUAUAUAUAUCCAUAUUUUAUAUUAUUCCCAUAAAAGAAUUGAUUUCCUUCUUUUCAUUUUUUUUUUAUUUUAUCAAUCGUAUUCAUAUGACUGAACUACAACAAGAAGUUGAGCAAUCACAUACAAGAUUAUUUGAAUCCCAAGAUGAAGGUUUAUUUGUCGGUUCUGAAUGUAGUUUCAUGGCGUCAUCCAACCACGGUUUUGCAGACACUACUAGUACGUCAUCAUCACCAAAUACACUGAUCGAUAGUAUUGUUUGUUCCUCCACUGAGAAUCCGUUCAACACCUGUCAAGAAACACCAGUAACGGAAACCCAUAAAUGUACAAGAUGUAAACGAUGGAGAAGUGUCGACCUUUUUAAAAACGAUGACCCCACUCAACCACGGCAUGCAGGAUGUUUAGAAUGUAGAGAAAACGCAAGAAAGUAUGGUCAAAGUGAAUAUGGAAAAGCUACAAGACGUCAGUAUAACCAAACAGCCAAGGCCAAGGAAACAAGGAAAAAGUAUGCUCAGUCCGAAAAAGGAAGAGAAUCAAGGAAAAAGUACGCUCAAAGUGAAAAGGCCAAAGAAGCAAGACGAAAAUAUAGUCAAAGUGAAAAGGCCAAAGAGACUCGAAGGAGGAGAAUCCAAGCACGACAAAAACAAAAGAAACAAGAAGAACAGACAAUGAUUGAAAAUACAUUUGAACUUGUCCCUUCGUAUAUUGGUAGUAUCACAUUUGAUGAAGAUAAAAGCAAUAUCAACGGUAACCGCAAAGAUAAAUCGAAGAAUAAUAACAAUAAUGAUAUGAAAUCGAUGGAAAAGGCAUUCUGGCAAACAGUUUCACGUACCAUUUAUGAUAGAUCAAAAGAAGAAUACGACAAGUAUAUUGAACAACAUGACAAUUUGGAAGUGGAUAUUCGGCUCAAAUACAGACGUACAAAAUGAACAUUACAUAAACAUAUUCAUGUAGUAGUAUAGUUUUUAUCAUGCCCCGCUUUUUUCUUUGUUGUCAAAUAAAACCAAUAUUGUUUCAUAUCAUUUCAUCAAUCGAAUGAAUUGGUUUCUAAUAAAAAGGGGACUGUAUCAUCUUCAAAUCAGG
Halteromyces radiatus is the source of this 1084-nucleotide messenger RNA. RefSeq lists its product as uncharacterized. NCBI's taxonomy places the organism in Eukaryota, Fungi, Mucoromycota, Mucoromycetes, Mucorales, Cunninghamellaceae. The coding region runs from base 91 to 930 and encodes 279 amino acids. The record is from RefSeq and is a predicted model, not a curated record. The transcript is spliced from 10 exons.